This is a messenger RNA of Trametes versicolor FP-101664 SS1, 1317 nucleotides long. RefSeq lists its product as uncharacterized. The record is from RefSeq and is a predicted model, not a curated record. Gene Ontology annotation, molecular function: protein binding. NCBI's taxonomy places the organism in Eukaryota, Fungi, Basidiomycota, Agaricomycetes, Polyporales, Polyporaceae. The coding region runs from base 174 to 1238 and encodes 354 amino acids. The transcript has 4 exons.
GUUCUUGCGCUCCGACCUCCUGGAUAUCGGUAUAUACCGCUCACAUCCUCUUAUGUCAACGGACUCUGGAACAUCUGUGCCUCUGGAUAACUUGGAAACUCGCCACGCAACCUGAUUGUGCCCCGGGUCGCAAGCACGCCACAACUCCUUCCUAGUCUAUUUGUUCGGCUGGUAUGGCCGAAUCUACGGAUGCGACGACAAAUUCUCUUGCGGGUUUAUCUGUCUCCAAUGCAGUGGACGCUUCGCGACCUGAUGCAUUCCCUGGUGUGGUGCGCCACCAGGAGUACUGGUUCGACGAUGGAAGUGUUGUCGUCAUCGCCCAGGACACGGCAUACAAGAUCCACAAGAGUAUGCUUGCUAGACACUCCGAAGUCUUCAACGGCCUCUUUUCCGUGCCGCAGACAUCCGCCGAUGAUCACCUUGAUGGGUGCCCCGUCGUCCCCGUCCCGGAUUCCUCCGCGGACUUCAGCAACCUGCUGAAAGCGUUGUACGACACGUCCAGAGACUCCUCGCUUUUUCAACUCGAUAGAAGGUUGUCUUUUUCUGUCGUAGCUGGUCUCUACGAACUAGCGCACAAGUACCAGAUCGACCACCUCAUGGAACAGAUGCUCGUCCGCCUCAAAUCGUGCUUCACCGACAACCUCAGAGAGUGGGACGCGCUCGAUCACGUCACUACCGGGCACGGUCAGCGCUACACCGUCGUCCGCAGCCCCUCACUCGAAGUCCUUUCGAGCACGGACGCGAUCCGCGCGAUCAACCUCGCCCGCCGCACGGGCGCGCUCACCAUGCUCCCCGCCGCCAUCUACCUCGCGAGCUUCCACCACGCUGACGUGCUCCUCACCGGGAUCGCGCGCCCAGACGGCACGCUCGACACGCUGUCCCGCGAGGACCUCGUGCGCUGCCUCGACGCGCGCGUGCUCUUCGCGCACUGGACGUACACGAAGCUCGCGUGGAUCACGACCGGGCGCGUCACGACCGGGUGCAAGACGCCCGCGGCGUGCGCGGACGCGCUCACCGCGCUCUCGAUGAAGAUCAAGCAGGGCUUCUCGAAGCCGAAGGCGGCGUACUUUGCGCUCGACCCGUUUGCGGAGGUCGUGAAGGAGCUCACGAAGGAGUACGGGGUGUGCAAGAAGUGCGGGACGGCGAUGCGGGCGCGCGCAGUCGAGGAGCGGCGCGUUAUGUGGCGCAAUCUGCCACAGGACCUUGGCCUCGACCUCGAGGAUUGGGGGAAGUCGUGACGUUUUAUGAGACGUAGCGUUCUAGGGAUACCGACUUUUUACCACGAUGAAUCAAACGUUGUGCACUGCUCACAUCCCC